This is a messenger RNA of Brassica napus (rape), 2032 nucleotides long. RefSeq names its product mitogen-activated protein kinase kinase kinase 9. The transcript has 3 exons. Bases 111 to 1844 code for a protein of 577 amino acids. Gene Ontology annotation, molecular function: protein kinase activity; ATP binding. NCBI's taxonomy places the organism in Eukaryota, Viridiplantae, Streptophyta, Magnoliopsida, Brassicales, Brassicaceae. Gene Ontology annotation, biological process: protein phosphorylation. The record is from RefSeq and is a predicted model, not a curated record.
AUGAAUAAUAAGUUCAUUAGUAGUUUAGUACUCUCCCACUUCACUCGCCAUGUUCAACAUUUCAAAGCAAGACUUCGUGACGCAAAACUUCGUUACCUUCGCCGCCAGCCAUGACCUCCGUGCUCGAAUGCUGGUCCAACCGCGGCGCCAGCGAACGCGCCGACGACGAUCUAGUCGACCAAGUCCUCAUGUGCUCCGACGACAGGUCCGAAUCCCUCACCGCCGCCCCGCGUUUCGAUCAGACCUCCUCCGCUAUGCAGAAACGGUUUCAGCGUCUCGGUCGCAACGUCAGCGACGCGAUCGCGUCGCUGAAGAGCUCUCUCAGCCUCGAUUCGGCGCGGGAAAACCAGAACGCAUCCACCGGAGGAGGAGGGAGGAAGCUCGUGUGGGCUAAUGUUGUGAGAAGCCUUGCGAAAAUGUAUCCAGGAAGCCAGUUGCCGGAGAAGCUCGUCUCUAACCUCAGGAAGCAUUACGAUUCCUUGCCUCUCAGUUAUAGUCAAGCUGGUUUUGAUAUGAAAGAGGUCUUUGGGCAUAUAAAACUGAUAGAGCAAGCUUGUGGAGAUGAUGAGAGUCCUGUGUUUGUGAUUCAAGAAGUGUGCGAUGAGGAUUCAGUGUUCAAGCUCACAUUCGCUUCCACUUGUUCGCUUUCUUGGUCAACCGUUUCAGCGUAUUUUGAUAGUGCUUUGAUUUGUUGUAAGAAUGUUCAGAUCUUUGAGAAGAAAGGUUUGACUUUAGGAGUUGUUCUUCUUUUAGUUGAGUGCGGAGGAGAGAAGUUGUUUAAGAACAAGGUGGAGAAUGCACUUAGAUCUGCGGUGAGGAAGCCUAAGUCAACCUCUGUGAAGCUCCCUUUUGGACUCUGCGGCUGUCAAGAACAGAGAGCGGGUGGAGGAGAGUUCGGGGAUGUUGAUGAAGAGUCUGUUGAUCAAUGCUAUGGACAAGACGGUCCGAAUACUAGGAUCCAGAUUGAAAUGCCGCCACUAAACUCUAAGUUUUCUGUUUUAGUAGAUGAAUGGCAGACAAUCCAAGCAGGUGGAGAUGAUAUUGAGGGAUGGCUACUGAGUUCGGAUAGUGUCGAGUUUGGUGAUAAGUUAGGACCUAAUUCGUUCAAAGGAGUUUACAGAGGGAAGAGGGUGGCUAUUGAGAAACUAAAAGGAUGCGAUAAGGGGAAUUCAUAUGAGUUUGAGAUCCGAAAAGACUUCUUGGAGCUGAUGACUUGUGGACACAAGAGCAUUUUGCAGUUUCAUGGCGUCUGCAUUGAUGAAAAUCAUGGGCUAUGCGUGGUAACAAAGCUGAUGCAAGGUGGAUCACUCCGUGAACUGAUGCUGAAGAAAAAGAAGCUUCAGACAAAAGAGAUAUUUCGAAUUGCUGUUGACAUAGCAGAAGGGAUGAAGUUCAUGAACGAUCAUGGUGUUGCGUUUAGAGACCUUAACACACAGAGGAUACUAUUAGAUAAGCAGGGAAACGCUUGUUUGGGUGAUAUGGGUAUAGUCACCGCGUGCAAGAGUGCCAGCGAGGCCAUGGAGUACGAAACAGAUGGCUAUCGAUGGCUUGCACCCGAGAUCAUUGCGGGAGACCCGGAGAAGACGAGUGAGAGUUGGAUGAGCAAUGCGUAUAGCUUUGGGAUAUUGCUUUGGGAGAUGGUGACAGGAGAGGAAGCGUAUGGAUCUUGCUCGCCAGUACAGGCAGCGGUUGGGAUUGCAGCUUGCGGGUUAAGACCGGAGAUACCAAAGGAAUGCCCUCAAGUCCUCAGAUAUCUUAUGACCAAAUGCUGGAACACUUGUCCCUCCACACGCCCUAGCUUUUCUCAUAUCCACUGCGUCUUGCUCCGUGCCAUAUCACGGUAACUAGACCAAACUCUCUCUUCCAUCUCCACGGUCUCCACGAAUUGGACCGUGGUUUUUUUUUGAAAGUAACAUGUAGCAGCAGAUACUUCAUUAACAGAUUCAUUGUAAGCCUCUUUGCAAGCCCACUUUUGUUUUACAUUCUAAAUGGGCUCAAUGGAUUUGAAUAUAAUAAAAGUAACGAUUGUUUA